CGGAGCGCUUGCCCACCUUCAGCGUGCGCAGCCCGGUCAGGCGUCGCCUGCGAGCUUGACCUAGGGUCGGGCCCCGUCGGGUGCGCGGCCGCACUCGGAAAGAGCCCGCUUUGAGCCCCUUCUCUCGGUCUCCAAAGCGUCCUCCCGCCUCCCGGCGCUCCCCAUGCACCUGCCGGGCUGCGCGCCCGCCAUGGCCGACGGGAGCUUCUCGCUCGCCGGCCACAUGCUCCGCAGCCCGGGCGGGAGCACCUCGCGGCUGCACAGCAUCGAAGCCAUCCUGGGGUUCACCAAGGACGACGGGAUCCUAGGUACCUUUCCGGCGGAGCCGGGCGCCCGGGGCGCGAAGGAGCGAGAUAGGAGGCUGGGCGCGCGGCCCGCCUGCCCCAAGGCGCCCGGUGGAGGGGCCGAGCCCUCCCCGCCGCCGGCCCCGGCGCCCGCCCCGGAGUACGAAGCCCCUCGCCCCUACUGCUCCAAGGAGCCCGGGGAAGCACGGCCGAGCCCAGGGCUGCCGGUUGGGCCAGCCACCGGGGACGCGAAGCUGUCGGAGGAGGAGCAGCCCAAGAAAAAACACCGGCGGAACCGCACGACUUUCACCACGUACCAGCUGCACGAGCUGGAGCGCGCGUUCGAGAAGUCCCACUACCCCGACGUGUACAGCCGCGAGGAGCUGGCGGGCAAGGUCAACCUACCGGAGGUCCGGGUCCAGGUUUGGUUCCAGAACCGACGGGCCAAGUGGCGGCGGCAGGAGAAGCUGGAAGUGUCCUCCAUGAAGCUACAGGACUCGCCCCUCCUUUCCUUCAGCUGCUCCCCACCCUCGACGACUCUGGCGCCCCUCGGGGCUGGCCCGGGCAGUGGCGGCGGGCCGGCGGGGGGUGCGCUGCCGCUGGAGUCGUGGCUCGGGCCGCCGCUGCCGGGCGGGGGCGCCACCGCGCUGCAGAGCCUGCCGGGCUUCGGGCCGCCGGCGCAGGGCCUGCCCGCCAGCUACACGCCGCCGCCGCCGCCCUUCCUCAACUCCCCGCCGCUGGGCCCCGGCCUGCAGCCUCUCGGGCCGCCGCCGCCCGCCUACCCGUGCGGGCCCGGCUUCGGGGACAAGUUCCCGCUGGACGAGGCGGACCCGCGCAAUAGCAGCAUCGCGGCGCUGCGCCUGAAAGCCAAGGAGCACAUCCAGGCCAUCGGGAAGCCGUGGCAGGCCCUCUAGGGGCGCUGGGGAGCAUCUUGGGAGGCGACCGAGCCGCGCGCGCCGUACCCUCACCCGCUCUCCCGGGGCCCCCCACGCAGCCACUGUUCUCCCGUCCCGCCUGCAAGCCACGGCCAGGCUUCCGUCAGGGACGUGCACCUGUUCCUGUCGCACGAGGGGGAAGGCCAACCCUCAGGCCUGCGGAGGCCCCUGGCCACCCCACGCUCUUCUUGGCCCCCAGCCCCGCAGCGGGCGGGGAGGCGGCUUCCGGGCCCCGCGGGCCGCGCCGCUCCCAUCCCCGCGGGCGCUGGGGCCGAAGGGGCCAAAGCUCCUGAACUUGACCAUUCCCAGGCGGCUUGGAGACCCCAGCUAACAAUAACAAGGCGGAAGGAGAGGCAGAAAAAUAGAAUUUGAGAAACUUUUGUAUAAGUAGUUUCAAAGUAUUUGAAAGGAGAAUUAAAGAUUUGUUUGUUUU
Molecule: messenger RNA, 1652 nt
Organism: Lemur catta (Ring-tailed lemur)
Lineage: Eukaryota; Metazoa; Chordata; Mammalia; Primates; Lemuridae
Gene: RAX
Product: retina and anterior neural fold homeobox
Exons: 3
Coding region: 164-1198 (344 amino acids)
Biological process (GO): positive regulation of transcription by RNA polymerase II
Molecular function (GO): RNA polymerase II cis-regulatory region sequence-specific DNA binding; DNA-binding transcription factor activity, RNA polymerase II-specific
Source: RefSeq, a predicted model, not a curated record